Molecule: messenger RNA, 837 nt
Organism: Miscanthus lutarioriparius
Lineage: Eukaryota; Viridiplantae; Streptophyta; Magnoliopsida; Poales; Poaceae
Source: the annotation of a GenBank genome assembly
AUGGAGUUGGUUGACGCACUUUGCAAUGUCAAUAGCAUUUCACGUUGUUACUCUUGCCGGCUGCAGCAGUCUCUCCUCCAGCUGGUGAUGGAGGUCGUUCUUGAACGAACUCCAUCACCAGCAGGAGGAGAGACGCUGCUGACUGGCGGUAGGAAAAUAAGUGACAAAUUACGUGGUCUUGUAAACGGUGGUCACUGGAUUACAGUUACCGGCAAUCUGUACAACGUGAGCCUGAAGUUGACAUCAGCAACGGUGCUAGCAGCAUCAACCAACUCCAUUCCCGUGAUUCCCUUCUGCCUGGCGCUUCUAUUAAGGAUGGAGGAGUUGAAGCUGAGGAACCCAUCCGGCAUAGCCAAGCUGACUGGCGUGGCGCUCUGUCUUGCCGGGAUCUUAGUCAUCGCCUUGUACGCCGGGGAGUUGCUGAGCCCCGUCAACCAUCACCGUGCCUUCGCUGCUCCCACCCAUGGCCAUGCCUCUGCCACGGCAGCGAAAACGUUAAUGGGAGCCGCGUGGAUCAAAGGGACGUUCGUCGCGGGGUUUUUGGUGUCCGGACUGAACUACUAUCUCCAAGCAUGGUGCAUAGAGAUGAAGGGUCCUGUCUUUCAAACCGCUUGGACUCCACUCACCUUCAUCCUAACAAUAUUUUGUUCUUCCUUCUUUCUAGGAGAGAUGGUUCACCUUGGCAGCGUUAUUGGCGGAAUCCUGCUAUGCGGAGGCCUUUACAGCGUGCUAUGGGGUAAAAGCAGGGAAACUAAGACCGUGCAAUGCAACAUAGAGGCCACCAUGGUCGACGCCGGUGCUCAAGAUGAGGUUCACAGGCGGGAACUAGAAGGGUAA